Messenger RNA from Culex pipiens pallens (northern house mosquito), 10950 nucleotides. RefSeq lists its product as uncharacterized. NCBI's taxonomy places the organism in Eukaryota, Metazoa, Arthropoda, Insecta, Diptera, Culicidae. Bases 1264 to 6015 code for a protein of 1583 amino acids. Gene Ontology annotation, biological process: regulation of small GTPase mediated signal transduction; activation of GTPase activity. The record is from RefSeq and is a predicted model, not a curated record. The transcript has 24 exons. Gene Ontology annotation, cellular component: cytoplasm. Gene Ontology annotation, molecular function: GTPase activator activity; protein binding.
AGUACCCCCCCCCUGCCCUGGAUGUUGGGGACAGGAAGAAGAAACUCUGUGAUGUGGUGUGAAGAAAGGAAGCUGUGAGAGGACUGGGCUAGAUCGGAGUUGGACGGUGGAGGUAGUGGCAACCAGUUGCUUCCUGGGAGGCCCCGGGGUAGCAAGGUGGACAAGGUUGCUCCCUCUUGUGCUCUACAUCUCUACAGACAGUGAAACGAUGGUGUAAAUCUACAGCAAGCAACUGGUAGUGUGGAAAAGUGAAGUGAGUUUUUCCUUAGAACGCCAAGGAUGUCGGCUCUGCGAGUGAGGAUUCUUGAGAGGAAACACUCGCGCUGAGUGAGGUUCGCAGGAAAAGGGAUUUUCGCCCCGACCAUCACCAGACUCUGACACACAUUUUCCAGCGAUAAUCGAGUUUUGUGAGUGUGCGCUACCAUGUGCGCUGAGGUUGCGAGAAAAAUUAAAUAAAAAAGGGAAAGUGUUUAUUUUUAGAAGCCCACCUUCGUCGCUCUCACUCACUCAGCGAAAGGCCUGUCCUGGCAGGAAAUUUGAUUUCACAAGAGUAACAAUUUGAAGCGCGCGCUUCACCUGGGCAUCCAACGCUACAUUCAACGGGAAAAUGUGUCGUUUUUCUGUGUGUGUUACACGGGCAAAACGAACUGAAUAUUUAAAUUGAGCGAGCGCCGGAAAGGUACAGUGUACAAACAGGAACCGAGUUUUUGUGAAAAGAGAUACUUACAAAAGGUGAACAAAAAAGAAGAAGAAUAACUCAGAGGAGGGCACAAAGUUGCUCCUCCGCUUCCGGCGGGACGCCACCCAACAUUAAGCUAGGCUGAGCUUUUCUCCCGACACAACCACCACCACCACCCCCCGAACAAACAAUCAGCGGAAAGAAAAAAGUUUUGUAACGAAGUGUAUUUUUUCGUCGUCUGUGAGUGACAAAGUAACUUUCGAGAGGAUCAAAAUCUGCGCGCACACACAUACUAGCAAACGUAGGACAAAGCAAGAGAGAGGGAGAGAGGCUAGCGUGCGAAAGAGAGAGAACAAUAGCGCCUAAGCAAGAGUGAAGAAGAGAGAAGGAGCGUGGCGCGCGUGGGCCAAGAGAGUCGCUCUCUCGUUUGUCGUGAUCUUAACUUAGAAUCAAGUAUACCACCACCACCAACACCACCAAAAAAAAAAAACCAUCACUACUACCACUCUCUUUUGCACUCUUGUACUUCCGGUUCGGCGUACCCCACCCGGAACCGAACCCGCCCCGGCCGUAGAACAUGAAACAUGGCAAAACUGCGUCAUUACAGUCUCGACUCUUCUCGCAAGCGCAAAGUUCACUUACUGCAACUGCACAGACACAGUUUGGCCACCAGUUACACCAAGACCAUGACGGCGAUAUGCUUCGUCUGCAACCUGCCCAUCAUGUCGCACCAGGUGGGACUGGUCUGGCAGGGUGGCAACGGCUGGGACGAUCUCGUGCGCGAACAGGUCGAGGAAUCCACCGUACGGCAACGACUCGGUGGACGAAGGGACUCAGCUGCUCAAAUCAGUGGGGCUACCCCUCCUAGUACCUCACCGCCACCCGGCGCCCAACGCCGCCGCCGGAGUUCGCUGGCCCAGCUGACCGACAUCCUGCGCGAGUGGAGCGGCGGUGGCUCCAAACGGCAAAAGGCUCCGCUCAACCGGCGCGAAACCCUAGCUGACCUGGCGCGCAGCCUGCCCUGGAGCAAGGCCACCACUAGUGAUACCUACAACAAUAAUAACAAUAACAACAGCAACAACAACAACAACAGCAAUAACAGUGGCCAUGCGCCUCCACUGCGCAAACGGCGCGAGUCGAGCGCGGAUUCCGGCGUCAAGAGCAUGUCCUGCCGGAAGGACUCGUACGUGGCCGACUUCCGGGACUACCGGGAGCGGGAGAGGGAACGGGACCGCGAGCGGGAGCGGGAGCGCGAAAGGGAUCGCGAAGAGUACAACAACUACAACGCGGACAACUAUCGAGAUGGGUCGCGUCGUAACUCGAGUGAGUCGAACCGGGAUCGGUCAUCGCGGCGAGAUUCGAUCAUUGGCGGGACGGCCACUCCGCCUAUGCUACCGAAGGUCGUUAGUACGCAGCGAAAGCAACAGCAAUCCGGUCGCAAAGACUCCCUGGUGGUCAUCGAAAUGCCCAACUUCCGGCAGGAACAGCGUCCCUCAACCAGCUCGACGGCGUCCGACUCAGGCCCGCUGUACGUGGUGGCCAUCGCCGCCCAGCAGGUGGAUUCCGCCUGUCAGUCCAUCAUGCCACCGACCAUUAUUACCAGCUCGGUAACGCCCCCGGCCACCAGUCCCACGGCGCAAAAGGGCCGCCGCGACUCGACGACUCAGUGCGGGACCAAAAUGUCCCGCCGUGAUUCCCGUGUAAGUCCUGAACGUGCCCAGCGGCUUUCGAAGCUGCAAAGACAAGCCACUACCUACGACGAGAGUUGUCUGCCGCCCGGAGGAUGGAGCCGCCGGAGCUCGCAGCCGGCGCUCAGCCCCGACGGGGAGGGCCCCGAGCGACAGGCCCGCCGGGACAGCCUUAGCCCGGACAGUGCGUCCAGAGGUCGUCGCGACUCUCGGUCGCACCUGUCCCCGGAUCGGAGCCACGAGCGCGAAGGUUCUCCCCGCCGGAGCCGACGCCUCCGCCGCCAGUCCUCGUCCGCUGCUCGACAGCCGCGCUCACCCGAAUCGAGCAGUUGCUGUUCAUCCAGAGAUGCCAGUCCGUGUGCGAGGCCACCGCCCCUGCCCGUGGAGAACGUGACCCGGCCCUCGAUUCGGCGCCAGUCGACGACGGAGGAGAUCCUGAUAGCGAGAGGUUUCCGCCGUCAGAGCACCACCGAGGAGAUGAUACGCUGCCGGAACUUUCGCCGCCAAAGCUCGCAGAGUGACGACACCUCUCGCUACCGCGGCCGCCGAGACUCGUGCGCCCAGAUCAUCGACGGCACCGUUAGUACAAUGACUGUGGAAACCACUAGUACGUUUUUUGAUUCUAGUACUCAAACAGAACCAUCCCCACAGUAUGAGAACAACCACUACCACGAGGAAUGUUUGAGGUGCAACUCAUGCGGGCUCAACCUAACCGGCGUCAACCAGAAGCGAGCGAGACGAUUCAAGAACCAAAUCCUGUGCGAUCUGCACUUUGCCGACGUCGCCCUGAUGGAGUGUUCGGACUUUAUGCAGCAGCUGCGCAGCUUUAAGCCCCAGUCGCUGGGCUGUGCCGUGGCCCGGCGGAAAAGCUCCACCACGCUGAUCUUUCCGUUGCCCCCGCAGGCGUGCUCAGACGAGUUCUGCGAGGACUACCCGCACAACCUGAUUCCGACGCCCGGCUACUGGAUCGAGUGCUCCCGGCAGAAGAUCGCCUUUGCCAACCAGCACACCAUAUGGGACGACAGCGAGUCGGAGCACGAGGACGCGGCCCGGGGCGGCAUCGAUCCGCCGCUGGAGCGCAACUGCAGCGACCUGUACGAGGACGACGAGGACUCGGACAAUGUGCCAAGUCAGCGUUUCCGCAGGAAAAAGACCGCCAUCGAGGAGCAGUGGGAGCAGCAGCAAGGUUUCGAACUUACCUCCGUCGAGCAGGAAACGUACGAGAAGUACUUUUACGGGUCCGAGCACUGGAACUACUUCACCAACGACGAGGACCUCGGCCCGGUCAUCCUGUCGAUCAAGCAGGAGACGAUCAACGGGCGCGAUCAAUUCCGGAUACUAGUUAGAGCUAUUUCGUACACCGUACAUGGACUGAUACCAGCCUCUUGUGUUUUUGCUGAUAGGUAUAAUAGAGAAGAAGUAGUUAGAUCGUUAGGUAAGGAAGUAAACUUGAAUCCACCUCUGACGCUGGGCCAGUUGCCAGACACUCCGGAGGAGCUUCUGAAACUCGAUCAGGUUUUCAUAAAAUCUGAGCUGAAGGUGGGCGUGAUCUACGUGAAGGAGGGUCAAUAUAGCGAAGAACAAAUUUUAGACAAUAAUGAAAAUUCACCGUUAUUUGAGGAAUUUUUACAGCUACUAGGUGAUAAAGUUAGGUUACGUGGUUUUGAUAAAUACAAAGGCGGCCUUGACACUGUUCACGAUUUAACAGGACUUUACUCCGUUUAUACAAACUGGCGUUCGAUAGAGAUUAUGUUUCACGUGUCCACGCAGUUGCCGUACGAGCGGCACGACCCCCAGAAGCUGCAGCGGAAGCGCCACAUCGGCAACGACAUCGUCUGCGUGGUGUUCCUCGAGGCGGACAACACCACCUUCAGCCCGGCCUGCAUCAAGAGCCAUUUUUUACACACGUUCAUCCUGGUUCGCGUGUCAGCCCGGAUCAAGCGGAAACCGACCCGGUACGAGGUGUCGGUGGUGACGCGGGACGAAGUUGGUGCCUACAAACCGUACCUCUGGGAGCAAUCGGUGUUUGAGAAGGGUCCGAUGUUCAGAGAAUGGCUGCUGACGAAGAUCGUGAACGGUGAGCGGGCGUCCUACUCGGCGCCCAAGUUCGCCCGGAUGCAGGAACGCACCCGGUCCCAGAUGCUCGAGGACAUCGUGGCCAACCUGGCCAACCACGCCGAAACCGGACAGAUCCCCAAACCAUACCGAAGGGGUUCGUGGCGACCCAUCGGUGAGGAUCCUUGCAUGUUACGAGUGACAGUUAGUUGCUGUAUGCGACUGUAUGUGGCGCAUAGACACAUGAGGCCUUCUUCACCGCUGCUAGACUCGGUUAGAGAUCAGUUCGAGGACUACGAUCAAUUAGCGAAAGAUUUUACCCGCGUAUUUUUAAACUCGGAACCGUCGUGUCUUCAGAACGCCCAGCUGUUCGACGUGGUGUUCCUGGUGGGCCAGCAGUCGAAGCAGCGGGCCCGCUUCAUCGGCGUCCGGGCCAUCCUGGGCGUGCGAAGCCGGGUCUUUCAGGAAAUGCUGUACGGCAUCCAGACCGGCUUCGGAUCACCCCAGGUGCCGGUGGCGGAGCUGCUGGCCCGGCCCGCCCCCACGCUGCUCUCGCCGCAGAACCAGCGGCCCAAGAGUAGCAACUUCCUGCAGGUGCCGGACAUCGAAUCGCCCCGGCCCAAGAGCGUUCCGUCGUCACCGAUGGUGAAGCGGGCUUUUUCGCGGCUGGGAACGAUAACGGCCGGCUGGGGACGGUCGAUCCGAAAGCAGCAGUCCCAGCUGAACGCGGAGGACAAGAAGAAGUGGGCCUCGUCGCAGGACUGUUCAGACAAGGACGGCAAGGAGAGCAGUUCCAAGAGCAAGGCGAACGCCGGCCAGCUGGCCGUCCCGAGACUGUCGGUGUGCGCCGACGCGCAGAAGGUGGACCGGGCGAAGCUCGCCCAGACCGAGUUUACGAUCAUCGAGUUCGACCCGGAAACGUUCCGGGUGCUGCUGGACUACCUGCACACCGGCAGUUGCCCGCUGACCUGCAUAUCGAUUCCCGGUCUGAUCUGCGCUGCCGAGCACUACGACCUGCCGGAGCUGCUGCAGGCCUGCUUCCACCACGCCAAGCAGUUCCUCCGGAUAGACGUGGUCUGUCCGAUGCUGACCGCGCUCGAGAACUACUACUGGCGGUACACGUCGGCGUCCGAGCUGGUCAACAUGAUACUGGCGUUCGUGGAGACCCGCGCGUACGCCCUCUUCCAGACGGCGGACUUUCUGACGCUCAGCGAGAGCAUGGUACAGAUGAUGAUGUGCCGGAACCUGGAGAUUCCGGAGGUGCGCAAGUUCGAGGCGAUGCUGGCGUGGGCCAAGCACAAGGUAAAAUCGAAAGCAUCGGCCAAGACGGACGCCAAGGUGGAGUUCCGGUGUACGAUGGAGCGGUUGGCGCGCGAUCUCAAGCUGCACCGGAUCUCGCCGCAGGAGCUCAUCAAGAUCGUGCUCCCGUCCAAGGCGAUCAAGAACGAGCGCAUCCUGGAGACGCUGAUGUACCAGGCCAACAGUGGCAUGUACCGCAUCCAGGACAGCUACUUGGAGGCGUGCCAGCAGAGGCUCCAAAAGCAGGACUCCCGCUACAGCGAGUGGGGCGAAAGCUUCGACUGCGGCUUAUAGGACGAGGAUCAGCUGUAGUGAAGCAGCUGAUCCUCAACCUACUCCUCCUCCGGCAGCAGCGGUAGCCCCAAAUUCACACCCAAAACCAAGACGACUCGAACAACUACGACGACGACGACGACGACAACCUUGUUGUUAUGUGUUUACCAUGUGUUCUAGACAGAUUCUAUUGUAGAGAGGCGGUGAGAGGCAAGGUGAAUUGUUGUUCCUUUCCGUUAGAUGUGUACGGCGGAGCUGGUCCGCAACCUGUUAUCGCAAAUCGUGUGGCAAAUCAAGUGUUUUGGAUGAGACCCAUCCUGUUCAGUAGUUUACGGUAGUCGACAACAAACCUAGCUGCGCUGUUGCGUUCAUCAAACUUUUCUGUUUCACGCUGCUACCUUGUGUUUUAAAGAGAAAGAUAUAUACAUUAUACAUAUUUGCGCCAAUACGAGUUAAGCGAUGCAAUGAUGCAAAUUCUGUUCCUCAUCCGGUGGAUAUUUUCGUUGAGCGAUGGAAGCAGAACAAACAAACAAAAAAAAACAAAGGGAGAAACGUAUAACAAAACAAACUUUCUGCAUGGCUGUUGAUUAUAUUGUAAUAAACUAAUACUAGCGAGUAAGUAUCUAAGAUGGUGCGGGGUAACCGUAGCAUUCACAACCGUCGCCACGUUCGAAUAAGAAGCAUUCUAGACGUACCUUCAUCAUUCAAUAGCCAAACAUGCAAACGGCGUUUUGGCGCUGAGAACAAGUCGGUGAGAUGGGAACAAAGUCAUGAAAAAAAAAACUGUCUGUUACUGGGCUAACAAUUUUUUUUUAUUUCUUUCAAUAUAUUAUUCAAGCUUUUACGAUUUUUAUAUGACGUGUUCCUGUCCAUUUUGACUUAGAUGAAAUAUUUCACCCAUCAUUCACCACUUUUAUUUUUUCGACUCUCCCCGCAAACGUCAAACCAAAGUGGCUGACGGAGUUGCAUUGUUAAAGUUACUAUUUUGCAAGGUUGUUAACGAUAAAAUUAUUGAGGCUCGAUAACGAUAGUUCUACCGUUAUCGUUAUUUCGAUAAUUCUAUCGGCGAUAAUCUUAUCGCCGAUAAUGGACAAUAACUCAUUUUUAAAAUCUGUCUAAAAUCAAUUAAUUCAACCAUAUCAUGUUAAAUUUGAUUGUUUUCACUAAGAACAUAUUUUUUAUAAUCUUUUAAGUUUCAAAGUAAAAUAUGUACUUAAAAUUGUUCACAAAAUACCGUAUUUUUUCGAAAGUUAUCAAAUUUUCAAAAUAUUCAAUAUGGGUUUAAAGCGGAGUGAAAUUUGUUUGCUUUUUCGGAAUACCUAAUAUAGUUUUUUUUUUUUUUGAAAAUAUAGAAUUUUCUCAAAUUAUCGUAUAUUUUCGAAAAAUACUCAAAUUAUUAAAAUGUGCAUUAUGUUGAUACACGAAGCGAAAUUUGGUUUUUUUCACAUUAAUGUAGUUUUUUUUUGUUUGUUGAAAAUACAAAAAUUUUGACAAAAUACCGUAUUUUUUCAAAAAUACUCAAAUUUUAAAAAUAUACAAUAUGGGUAUCAAAUGAAACGAAAUUUUGUAUGGAUAAGUUCAGUGCUUCUGGGGACGCGCAGUCCUGUUUUUUUUUUAGCGAUAAUUUUCGUCUCUUUUGUGUGGCUGUUUGUGUGCAUGGGGUGAUUGGUCAGUAUAAUUGAAUAAUGCCGUCAUAAGUUCAGUGCUUCUGGGGACGCGCAGUCCUGUUUUUUUUUUCGCGAUAAUUUUCGUCUCUUUUGUGUGGCUGUUUGUGUGUAAUGUUCCGUCAGUGCAAGCGGGUGGUUGUGUUUGUGUGCAAAGUGCCCUUUCUUCAUCAUCGCUGGUUGGAAGGCAAUUUGACGGUUGAGUUCGUUAGUUUUAUCGCGUAAAAUAAUAUUUUGAUUCAUCAAGAACGUUGUGUGGUGUGCGAGUCUUUUUUUUUUGUGUUGAAAAGACCUUCCCAUAGCUCCGUAGCUCGGAGGGCUCGACGUCGGUUGUUUGUGUGUUAAGCCCUCUCCAUAGCAUCGUAGCUCGAGAGGCAACGAUAAUCAAUACCUCAUCUAGCUAACAGAAAGAAGAUCGGAAGGCACUUGAUGGUUGAGUUCGUCGCGUCGUUUCCGUAAUAAAUUUAUGAAUUAAAUGGUUAUAUGAUUAAAAAUCAGACUACGCUAUCAUUGCAGCAUUGCGUUUAACACCUCAUUCUAUAAAUAAACAUUAUUUGGCUUUAUCUUUCCACAGCCGGCUGUCUAAGAUUAAACCAUUUCAUUUAAAAUUUAACAACAGUUAAACGGAAAAUGUCUCAUCCGCAGCAUCCGAUUGUUUGCCUUGAGAAUAAUAAAUAAAACCUUUCAACAAACACUAUGAUUUUGGGUCGCAUCAUCAUCUUCUAUGAUGAAUCCUGACCAAACACCCUAUCCUACUAACAAGUUUUCAGGUUCCUGGCGCUCGUGGGGUGUAAGCACAGAGUAAAUCAGCUGCCCUAGUAGCAACCUGCGCUAACUAACAUUCCCGUCCCUUAAAAUCGAGGUCUACAAACUGACAUGGCGGGCGCCGUUGGUGGCCAAUGACUGUUACCUAUUCGCAACUGAUCUAGCUUUAGCAAUCAUGGUGUUUUAUCUUUUCAGCGCAUUCAUACAUGCUGUUGAUAAGAGAAACACCACUAGAUCGUCGAAGCCUAUAAUCAGUAGUGCUGAAAGGAUAUUACGGUUCUGUUCAGCAACGGAGGGGCAACCAUGGGUGAUCUCUCAUGCUCAUGCUCAUGCUCAAAUGAAACGAAAUUUUGUAUGCUUUUUCACUUUAUUGGAGUUUUUUUGGAAAAUACUAAAAUUAUCACAAAUAACCUAUUGUUUAAAAAAAUACUCAUUAAAAAAAAUAAAAUAAAAAUCACAAAAUACGGUGUUGUUUCGAAAGAACUCAAAUUUACAAAAUAUGCAAUAUGGGUAUCAAACGAAGCGAAAUUUUUUAUGCUGUUUCACUUGAUUCAAGCCUUUUUUGUAAAAUACUAAAUUUUUCACAAAUGCCGUAUUUUAUCGAAUAUACUAAUUUUUUAAAUAUGCAAUAUGGGUAUCAAACUACGCAAGACGUUGUAUGAUACUAAGCAUACACAAUUUGAAUGUUUGUAUGAAGCAUGCAAAAUUUCACUUCGUUUGAUACCCAUAUUGCAUUUUAAGAAAAAUUGAGUAUUUUUGAAAAAAUACGGUGGUUUGUGCUAUUUCUUGUAACAAAAAAAAAUGUGAGUUUUGUCGAGAAAUACGGUAGUUUGUGAAUAUUUUAGGAAAUAUUUUCUUAAAAAAAACUCUAAUAACAUAAAAAAGCAUUAAAAAUUUCGGUUCGUUUGUUUGUUCGUUUGUUACCCAUAUUGCAUAUUUUUUGAAAUUAUAAGUAUUUUUGAAAAAAUAAGGUAAUUUGUGAAAAUUUUGGUAUUUAAAAAACUCUAAUAAAAUGAAAAAGCAGACGUAAUUUUAAUUCGUUUGAUACCCAUAUUGCAAAUUGUGACAAUUUGAGUAUUUUCGAAAAAUACGGUAAUUUGUGAAAAUUUUAGUAUUUCACAAAUAAACUUUAAUAAAGUGAAACAAACAUACAAAUUUUCCAACCAACAUUGUAGGUUUAACAACACGGCUCCGAGUUGUAUUGUUAAACUUACAGUUUUGGAGGAUUUUUUUUAAACGUUUCAUCCGUAAGUUUUCUCAUCUAUCAUGUCGGUGAAAAGUUUGGCGGGGAUUGACACUUCUUCGCCAAUAGGAGCGGUCGUGGCUGAAUGGUUACGAUGUUCGCUUUAUAAGCGAAUGGUUCUGGGUUCGAUACCCAUCUGCUCCCAACGAGAAAGUCUGGACUCAUUAAAUUUGGAAUUAAUGGAAAAUCACGAAAAAAGCUCACGGCGGGGUUCGAUCCCCUGUCCUUAGGAUUGGCAAGCAAAAUGCUUUCCACUUAACCGUGGAGCAUUGGUAGCUUGAUGAGGAAUUAGACUGGUAUAGUUGAAUCCAAGAAUCGGACAAAAGAAUCAAAAUUGAAUGCAAGUUGAACAUCAGAACUCAAACAAGAUUGCAUGCAAGAUUGCAAGCGCAGUUGAAAUUGAAUCUAAAAAUACCUCGCUAUAAAUAGCCUGGGCGACUGAUAGAAUUCAUCCAAUAAGAGAUGAGAAGAAUUGAAAGCUUUCCCAUUAGAAAUAAGAACACACGAAGAAUUCGAACAACAAUGCAAACGGUCGUUACCACUCGCCUAGGGUGGCUCCUCAGACCAUUCACCUUCCCAAAAAACCGUCCAACUCCAAGCGAAACUUACUUGAGGAUACCGUUGAGAUUUUCCCUUAAUACUCUGAAAAAAGUGGAGCAUCAACACUUCCCGUCUUCCAAAUCCCCUACCCUUGUCCCUGGUGCGCGGUGGAGAUGGGAGCGGCCGGCAAUGGACGGCUGCCAUGGUAGUGAGAAUCUGGUUCAGGUGGAAUUGGUUCUAUUCCCAAUUAUCGAUUCCUAGGCAACUUGGGCUUAGACAAUCAUCACAUCACAUGGCGAAAAUCCAGUCUGCAAUCCGCUAAAAUCACCGUCUCCUAGCGAAGCGAAGCGAAGCGAUUGACACUUCUUCGCCAAUAGUCUGGCUGACAUGUGCCAUUGAAUUUGUGCGGUGAAAUGUUUCCAAAAAAAAUCACUGAAAUUGUAGGUUUAACAAUCCAACUCUGACAAUGUAUUUUUGACGUUUAAAUGCCGUUAAUUUCUAACACAAUAAAAAACUGCCUGGCUGACUUUAAGGUGGAAAUACAUUUUUUUCAACUUCCUUUUUGGCAGUUCGUUUAAAAAGAUUUUGCUCCAAUCUCACCGAACAAUUCUACAGCGCAGAACCUCCACACAACGAUACACACAAACAAAUAUGCCAAGGUUUCUGCUCUCUUUCAUAACUUGCAUCCGUGAAAAUCGAACCACACACACACACACACACACACACACACACACACACACACAC